GUCGGCGCAAUUAAACGUUGACGUGUAUUUCGACUGGAAAACUCCUCUUCGCAGCAUCCAGUUGUAAAAGCCGACAGUUGGCUAAUAUUUAAACGCGUCUUGAACCACUCAAAGGACAUUUUGUGAUUUUAUUUGAUCGGCGGAAGAGUACGCGAGUCACUUACGAUGUCCGGAGAAAUUUCUAUGAUUGGUUCCGUCAUCCUGGCCCUGUUCCUGGCCGGGUACCUGGGCCAGCAGUACCUGCCGCCCCCCAAACCCAAAGUAAUCGGCCUGGAUCUGGGCACCACGUUCUGCUCCGUCGGGGUCUUCCAUCCGGGCAGCGGGGAGGUGGAGGUGAUCGCGGACGAGGAGGGCAGGAGGAGCAUCCCCUCCGCCGUCUCCUUCACCGCCACCGCGGUGCUGGCCGGACACGAAGCCCUGGAGCUGGCCGACGACAACCCGCAGAACACCGUCUACGACGCCAAGAGGUUCAUUGGGAAAAUAUUUGAGCCGGGGGUCCUGGAGCAGGAGAGUGCUCGGUACCCGUUUAAGGUGAUUAACAAUAAUGGAAGCGCAGAGUUUCUGCUCUCCACCAACCACACCUUCACCGUGAGCCCAGAGUUCAUCGGCUCCAGGCUGCUGCUGAAGAUGAGGAAGAUGGCCGAGCGGCACCUCGACGCGCGCAUCCAGAAAGCCGUCAUCUCGGUGCCCGCGGAGUUCGACGAGCGGCAGAGGAACUUCACCGUCCGGGCCGCCAACCUUGCCGGCCUGGAGAUCCUGCGUGUGAUCAAUGAGCCCACGGCCGCGGCCAUGGCCUACGGCCUGCACAAGGUGGACGUGUCCAACGUUCUGGUGAUCGACCUCGGGGGAGGGACCCUGGAUGUUUCUCUGCUCAACAAACAGGGCGGGAUGUUCUUCACCAGAGCCAUGGCAGGGAAUAACAAGCUGGGAGGUCAAGACUUCAGUCAGAGGCUGCUCCAGUACACCAUCGAGCGAGCGCAACAGGAGUUCGGCGUGCCGCCCGCUCUCAAAGAGGACAUCCACCGUCUCCGGCAGGCUGUGGAAGCCGCCAAGCUCAACCUCACCCUGCAAGCCAGCGCCACCGUCAGCGUGCCGCUGCGCCUCGGCGCCCCCGCCGGCUCCGAGGCCGCCGCCGCUCCGGUUCUCUUCCGGGCCGCGAUCACCCGCCAGCUGUUUGAGGAGCUCAACGAGGACCUCUUCCAGAAGAUCCUGGCCCCCGUGGAGACGGUGCUGGCCGAGGGCCGCCUGGAGAAAGCCGACGUGGACGAGAUCGUUCUGGUCGGAGGGUCCACCAGGAUCCCGCGCAUCAGGAGGCUGAUCAGCGAGUACUUCGGGAAGGACCCAAACACGUCGGUGGACCCCGACCUGGCCGUGGUCACCGGCGUGGCCUUGCAGGCCGGCAUCAUGGGGGGCUCGUGGCCUCUGCAAGUGAGCGCUAUAGAAAUCCCCAACAGACACCUGCUCAAGAGAAACUUCAGCUGAUCUUUAGAAAGAUUAUUCGCUUUCUAUUAUUCCCGUCUGUUUCCUGCUGCUCUUUGUGUGCGGAUAAAACAUUCGCUGAAGUGAGAAAAACUGCCAACAAAAGACUCUGUGACCUUUUUGAAAGAAGACUUUUGAACAUCUCAUGUUUCCCUUUCUCGUUCAUGAGAGGCAGAACAACACUUGAUCCCGUUUUUAAAACUCCAGCAUUCCUCUCGGACCGGUAACGGCUGCUGAAGGGUCAGUUUUCGCUUUUAACGUCCAAGCUGCUUUAGUUAAAAAGCCUUUUUCUUAGACCCAGCGGCAUAUUAAAGUAAUGUGAAAUGACGCCUGUGAGCUGAUCCAUUCAGCUGCAGUGAGGAUGCUCAUUCGUGGUCAUAACUUGAAUGCUGCUCAAUUCAGGGAACAGACUUUCAGAAUAGCCAUCUUCAUCUGUUUUUAUUUAUUUAUUUAAUCCUAUUGUCGCCGUGUGUUUUGCAGGAAUUUGAUGUAUUUUUACAUCCUUCCAUCACAGGUCGGCGUAAAGCGUCGUACCCGUAAGCUGCUGCUGCUUGAAUCAAAGCGUCCAACGAGUUUGUCAGGCAGAAGUGCCCAUAAAGAAACUCCAAACAUUCCCUGCAUUGAUCCCAGGUCAUUAAAAAAAAAAAGUAUUGUGUGGAAUCUUCAACUAAGAGAUGAUGGUGCACGGUGUAGAAAGCCUUCAUGGUGUCACAGUACUGUUCAGCCUUCCAUCUUCCCAGAAAUCAGACUGCAUUAAGCUGCACUUUGAGGACUUCCACUUGGCCAACUUUGUGUGCAAUAAUGUGCUUUUAUUUAGAUGGCAGAGAGUUAUACUUACUGUGUGCUUACUGGUGCCUUGUUAUUCAAUAUAAAAAAAAGUGUGUUAGUCACAUUUAUAGAUAUAAGGGUUGAUUAUUUAUAAUUUCGGUAAACUAGUUCAUCUAGUAUAAAAAUUGAUCUCCACUUUCUUUGAAAAACCCAGAACAGUCCAAUAAAAUGUUUCAAAGAACUCAAGUCAUCUACCUUCAACUUCCUGUUUUUUUUCUUCUACAAAUAAAUACUUUAAGGUUUUGUACAUUUUUGACCUGCAUAGUCCAGAAACAGGUGGCGAGUCCACAGUACCUUUAAACAAAGAGGCGGUUGUUCGCUCAGACUCAUGAAUCAAACCAUUAAUAGAUUUUUAAUGUUUAUUUCCGAGGCACAAGUCCCAAAUAAAAACAAAGCAAUACACUUCCUGACCCUGUAGCUUCCA
This is a messenger RNA of Pungitius pungitius (ninespine stickleback), 2731 nucleotides long. RefSeq names its product heat shock protein 70 family, member 13 (gene hspa13). The transcript is spliced from 5 exons. The coding region runs from base 166 to 1482 and encodes 438 amino acids. The record is from RefSeq and is a predicted model, not a curated record. Gene Ontology annotation, molecular function: ATP-dependent protein folding chaperone; ATP binding. NCBI's taxonomy places the organism in Eukaryota, Metazoa, Chordata, Actinopteri, Perciformes, Gasterosteidae. Gene Ontology annotation, cellular component: cytosol; nucleus; plasma membrane.